Molecule: messenger RNA, 966 nt
Organism: Corylus avellana
Lineage: Eukaryota; Viridiplantae; Streptophyta; Magnoliopsida; Fagales; Betulaceae
Source: RefSeq, a predicted model, not a curated record
AUGCUCAGACAUGUUUGGAGUCUCUUUGCUCGAUCUGGCUCUUUAUGGGUAGCUUGGGUGAAAGAUUAUUUGUUGAAAAGAAAGAGUUUCUGGAGUGUGAGCAUUCCUCAAAAUUGUUCUUGGAGCUGGAGAAAGAUCUUAAAGUUGAGGGAGAUUGCUAAGAGAAUUUUGAAGUUUAAGGUUGGCAAUGGAGAGAACAUUUUCCUCUGGCAGGAUUCUUGGCAUCCCUCUGGAAUUUUAAUUGAGGUCUUUGGGCAUAGAGCUGUCUAUGAUGCUCAUAGUAGUUUGGAGGCUAAGUUGUCUUCUGUCAUUCUUAAUGGUGACUGGUUUUGGAGACCAGCCAGGUCUGAGGCUCUAGUGGAGAUUCAAACUAGGCUUCAUGAGAUAAAGUUUGGACCUUAUGACAAACCUGUAUGGACUGUUUCUAGGGGAGGUUCAUAUGUUAGCUCAGAAACUUGGGAUUUUUUUAGAGAAAAGAAGGUAGAGGUUAGUUGGUGGAAGAUAGUGUGGUUUCCAAAUGCUAUCCCUAAGCAUGCUUUCAUUUUAUGGCUUGCUUUACAGGACAGGCUUCUCACUGGGGAUCGGUUGAUGAAAUGGGGAUAUAAAGGGAUCAUUUGUUUUUUGAGCUUCAGUUACAGAAUAUGGAAGUUCUGUAUGCAUUGUUGCCAUGAAAACAAUUCUCCUAUUAUCUGGGAUGAGGUUCUGAAGUUAGGAAUCAGCAAAUGGGGAACUAAAACUCUUAAAGGUCUCCUCUGCCGCCUUGUGCUAGGAUCUGUUAUUUACAAUUUGUGGUGCACUAGAAAUGAAUUAAAACACUCUGGUCAUCCUAUUUCUGAGGAACAGAUUUUGAGGAAAGUUCUUUGGGAAGUGAGAACAAGAAUUGCAGGGAAGGGCAAGUUUUCUAAAAACAAAGAGAAUUUGGGUUUAGCUGCUCAGUGGAAUUUACCUGCAGAUUUAUUCUUGUAA